Messenger RNA from Aspergillus tubingensis, 1299 nucleotides. Its product is annotated as serine/threonine protein kinase. Gene Ontology annotation, cellular component: mitochondrion. The record is from RefSeq and is a predicted model, not a curated record. The coding region runs from base 1 to 1299 and encodes 432 amino acids. NCBI's taxonomy places the organism in Eukaryota, Fungi, Ascomycota, Eurotiomycetes, Eurotiales, Aspergillaceae. The transcript has 5 exons.
AUGGAAGAUGGAUUCCGAGCCAUAAUAAAGAUCCCGUACUGGAUAUCAGUGCCCAGGACUUACGCAACAGCUAGCGAGGUCGCAAGUCUGGCAUUUCUUCGCUCUAAGAAGAUCCCAGUCCCGGAAGUGUAUGGCUGGUCUUCGGUCACUGACAAUCCAGUCGGUGUAGAGUACAUUAUCAUAGAACAUGUCGCAGGUGUCGGCAUCGUUGACAUUGAGAAGAAGCUUUGCAGCAUUCCACUUGGGGCUAUUGGAAGCCUUUAUUUCAGAAGUGACCUUCCACCCCAACUGCGGGCUCCGCUAUAUGCAGUGGGCACACCAGAUGAAGCCGGAGACUCCCAGACCUACUGCAUCGUACCAACGGCUGAUUACAUGUUUUGGUAUGGGCAAAGAUCUAAGCUGGAUCUGGACCGAGGGCCGUGGACCGACCCCAAGGACUAUCUACGUGCAAUUGCCGAAAAGGAAGUCAAAUGGAUCGAGAAAUACGGGAAGCCACUUGAAAAUGGCAUUCCUCACAACAUCGCAUUUCCCGCACCAUAUCUCCUCCCACAAGAGCAAGGAAAUAAUUUGAGCAAACCCACUUUGCGACAUCCUGAUCUCACCCCGAGCAAUGUCUUCAUAUGUCCAGAUACCUUCAAAGUGAGAUCCAUUAUCGAUUGGCAACAUACAAUCAUCACACCGUUGCUUCUUACAGCCGGAUAUCCCAAGAUCUUCGAGAACCCUAACCCAAAGCACCCCAGCGAGUUGAAACCACCAAAGUACCCUCCGGGCUACGAGACCAUGAGUCCCGAUGAGCAAGCUCAAGUCGACGAGCUUAUACGACGGCAAAGUCUCUUCUACCUCUAUCGCGUUUUCAACGGGGGCUUGAACAAGGUACACCUUGAGGCGCUCCGAGAUCCUCUCAUUUUACAACGUCAGCACCUCGUGGACUCUGCAGGUCGUCAGUGGUCUGGAGAUAUUGUUACACUACGUGGGGCCCUCAUGCGAAUGCAAAACCUUUGGUCUUAUCUCAUUGGCAAGGAUCACCAUGUCAAAUGCCCCAUAGAUUUCUCCGAACAAGAAGUAACCGACCAGGCUGAAAGUGAGCAAACGUGGUACAAUCUGAAUAUACUUAUCAAUAAGUGGCGCGACGAACUCGGUGGGCUCUCAGAAGAAGGGUGGCUACCUGCUCAGCGGUAUGAGGCUGCUGUGAAAAGGAACAAAUCUUUGAUGGCCGAAUUCUCUGACGGCGCCAGUCCAGAUGAGCUGGAAAAAGUGAAGCGAGGUUGGCCGUUUCAGGAUCACGACGAGCUCUACUGA